GGACGGUCACCGGGACAUACCAACAGUGCUUACGUCCGUGAUAAUCUCGACACUGUACACUUCCCCAUCACCCCGCGCAAUAGCUUUCAGUUAAAAACCCCUCAAUGGUGCACCGGAUUUCGCGCACCUAGCCUCUCUACCUCGCGCCACACAAUCGACUGCCUUCACGUUAUGGCUUCAAGUUGUGGGUUCGACAAGGACUUGGUCUUUGGCCCCGUCGUCGACGGGUGCCGGCGGAUGUUCGACUUCACUCUCGUUUUCGAAGAGGCCAUCCUGACCCUGCUUCCCUCCACGCUUGGGUUUAUUUGGGCCGCCAUUGCCCUCCUUCGCCUUGCCCGGAGACAGAGGACGGAUGUGGUUCUUGUCACUUGGCGAGAAACUGCAAACACGUGCAUUGCCCUUCUUGUCGUUCUCGUCCAGGCAGCUAUCGCCAUCGUCACAAGCUUGAACCCCAUCAUCAAAACUCCCAUGACAGUGCCGACAGGUGUGCUUUCCUCGCUCCUGUCCUCACUUGUUUUAGCCCUCUUUUAUUACAGAACACCGAGAUCAUGCCGCCCCUCCUCCGUCAUUGCCGCCAUACUUGGCCUCUCCCUCCCCUCCGAAGCGGCUCGUUGUCGCUCCUACUGGCUGCUACGGGAGAAGCUGCCAGCCAGUCUUUUGUUGGCCCGUAUCGGCCUCAAGGCAGUUCUUUUCUUGCUCGAAGACUUGAGAAAGCCAGCCAGAGGCGCUGUAGAGAAGUCUUCAGAGGAGAAGGGCGGCGUCAUUGAGAAAUCUCUUUUCCAAUGGUUGGUGCCACUCCUUUUGGCAGGUUAUCGCAAGCCUCUGGAGUCGGAGGACCUCCGUCCCGUGGACGGCGUCAUGUACUCUGCGAGCCUGGAAACAAGAUUUGAACCCAUUCUUACAAUCAAGCAUACAGACGCGGUCACAUCCAACGGUCUGGUUUUGCUGACACUGAAAUGUCUGGGCCCUGCUCUGUGGUAUCCCCUGCUCCCGCGAGUUGCUUUGAUUGCAUUCGGAGUAGCCCAGUCAUUUCUCACAGGCAGCUUGCUGAACUAUUUGCAAGCCGGUGACUCGUUACCCGACUCACACGGCUACGGCCUCAUCGGAGCAACUGCUCUUACCUACGUCGGGACCGCGCUCGUUACGGGUUGGUACUGGCACCACGUCUACAGAUCAUCCACAAUUGCUCGGGGCGGCCUCGUGAUGGCCGUCUUCUCCAAGAUGCUGCGGCUCCCAGAAGAUGCUAGCACCGAGUCCAAGGCCAUGACACUCAUGGUUGCCGACGUCCAACGCAUCGCGACUGGCUUGAGCUACCUCCACGAAUUGUGGGCAACCAUCAUCGAAGCAGCCGUCUUCACGUACUUGCUGCAUGACCGUGUUGGACACUCAAGUCUGGUCGUCAUCGGCUUGGCAAUAGUGUGCAUGUUGCUCUCCUCGGUCAUUUCCAAAUCCGCAAGUAGGGCGCAACAGAAAUGGCUCAAUGCAGUCCAGUCGAGGCUCCGCGCUACCCAGAAGAUGCUUUCAUCUCUCAAAGCCAUCAAGAUGAUGGGCAUGGAGAGUCGCGUACACGGCUUGGUAUCUAGCCUGCGGCUUGACGAGAUGAGGGCCGCCAAACCGUUCCGGAAGCUGCUUACUAUGACGGCGGUACUUUCCUACGCAACCCUGACGCUCUCCCCCCUACUGGUGUUUGGCGUGUACCUAGCGGUCACCGGCAUGGACUCGUCGGCAGUGGACGCACCAAGGAUGUUUACCUCGCUCGUCUUGAUCGCGCUCCUUGCGUCCCCGUUGAUCCACCUAUUUCAGGCGCUCCCAACCUUGGGGGCUGCUUACGGAUGUUUCCAGCGGUUGCACGACUUCUUGAGCCUGGAGGAACGGCCGCCAGUUGGGGAUGGAGACCCGACGGUCCUUUUGCCACCUGAUGUUGUGGUUUCGAUUAGGAAUGCCUCCCCUGGUUACGACUUGACGAAACCGCUCCUCCACGACGUGAGGCUUGACCUCAAAAAGGGUAAACACGUGGUGAUCUUGGGUGCUGUGGGCACAGGGAAAACGUUACUGCUAAAGUCGAUUCUGGGCGAGGCUUACGAUUUAGGAGGGAAGGUUCACAGCUCUACUAGCAGCUUUGCUUACUGUUCCCAGAAUCCGUGGCUGGAGAACAUAUCGGCCGAGUCGAACUGGAUUCAGCACGCCGAAGGGGAUGCAGACUGGCUGAAGCGGGUUUUGUAUGCCUGCGCCCUGGAUGAUGUUGUCAAGCUCUCGGAUUAUAGCUCAGGGAAGAUCGGUAGCGGCGGAACACGGCUGAGCGGAGGCCAACGCCAACGACUUGCAAUCGCAAGGGCCGUGGCUCUGAACAGAGAGAUCCUCAUUCUCGACGACGUCUUCAGUGCUUUGGAUCCUACGACCAAGUCCAAGAUUGUCAACCGCCUUCUCGGGCCAAACGGUCUAGUCCGUUCGUGCCAAAUGACGGUCAUAUCCACAACUCAUGAUCGGAGUAUGCUUGCUCUAGCGGAUGAAGCGUAUGAGAUAGAUGCGACAGGUCAUCUUCGGCGGAUCAAUGUCACUAUCCGACCACAGAAGUACGAGGAGGAGGAGAUGGAGAUUAGGCCAUUCCCUUCCCUGUUACCCAUCAAGGCGGACGAAAAGACAACACUUCCACCGACUGUCACUGCUACCGAAUCAGCCAGCCCAACGGAGGUCGAACGAAACUGCUCCCACAACGACCGAGGACCUGCAGUCACCGACAGGCAGGUUUACAAAACAUAUGCUGAAUCCAUGGGGCUGUGGCAUGCCCUGGUUUUCCUUGUUGCCGGAGUUGUCUUUGGGGUCGCUCUAAAGCUGCCAGAUCUUUGGAUUCAGUGGUGGACCGACGCGCUUCGGACACCAUCUCACCGACCCAACAACUUUUGGUUGGGUGUCUAUGGUCUGCUGACAGGAAUGCCCUUGUUCAUUCUAGCAAUAUGGGUUGCGCAUCUCAUGCUCGUGGUGGUCCCCAUUUCAGGGGUAGCUCUACACACAGAUCUGCUUUCCACAGUUAUAGCCGCCGCCUUCCCCUCCAUCAGCCGUGUCGACACCGGCCAUCUCCUCAACCGCUUCAACCAAGACCUCAUGUUCAUCGACACCACCCUCCCCCUAGCCCUCUUCAACACCUCCUCCGAGCUCUUCACGGGCCUCGUCCAGAUCAUCCUCAUCGCCCUCGCCUCCCUGCAAGCCCUCUCCGUCCUCCCCCCGCUCUUCGCCGCCCUCUACCUCAUCCAGCGCUUCUACCUCCGCACCUCCAAACAGCUCCGCCUCCUCGAACUCGAGACCAAAGCCGACCUGCACACCAAGCUCGCCGAAACAGCCGCCGGCAUCACCACCAUCCGCGCGCACGCCUGGACCCCCUCCGUGCGCGCCAGCUUCGCCGCCAGCCUCGACCGCUCCCAGGAGGGCUUCUACCUGCUCUACGCCGUCCAGCGCUGGCUGCAACUGGUGCUGGGCCUGGUCGUGGCAGGGCUGGUGCUGAUUGUCACCGGGGUUGCGGUGCGGCUGAAUAUGGAGGCCGGCAAGGUGGCGGCGGUGGGCGCUCUUGGUGUGGCGCUGACGAAUGCGACGUCGGUUGGGGAGACGCUGACGAAUUUUAUUGUCUCGUGGACGUCGUUGGAGACGGCGCUGGGGGCGGUGGCGCGGGUUGUGGCGUUUAAAAGGGAUACGCGGCGCGAGGGUGUGGGUGGUGGGGGGGUGGGUGAGUACAUGCAGGUGCCUGAUAGCUGGCCGCAGACGGGGGAGGUUGAGUUUGUCAAUGUGUGGGCGUCGUAUGGAACUGCUGAUGAUGCUGGGCUGCCGGGUGGCGAUGGUGACGGCUCGAGUGAGUCGGCGUGGGGUCUCAAGGGUGUCUCGGUUACCUUCAAAGCCGGCUCCAAGGUGGCCAUCUGCGGUGCUACCGGAUCUGGCAAGUCGACCAUGCUGCUGGCAAUUCUCGGCAUGAUUGACAUCAGCGCAGGGUCCGUCAUGGUAGACGGGGUGUCGAUUUCGCAACUCCCGCCUGCAGCUCUCCGGCAACGGUUCGAGGUGAUCUCGCAGGAUUAUUUCAGCUGCGCCCAGACCGUUCGGGAAGAGCUCGACCCGGAUGGCAAGUUUUCGGAUGAAGAGAUUCGACAUACCCUACAGGAGUGCGGUCUCUGGGACAAGAUCUGCGACUCGACGGGCCUGACCGGGCCGAGGGAAGAACUGAACUUGUCGAACGGGGAGUCGCAGCUCCUAUGUCUUGCACGAGUGAUGCUUGGGAGCACACAACACCCGGAAGGGAUCCUAUUGCUCGACGAAGCUACUUCGAGCCUCGAUGCCGAAACGGAUGAUAGAAUACACAGGCUUGUGCUGGAGAAGCUUGGUCGGAAAACAACCUUGUCAGUAUCCCACCGACCUGAGACGGCGGCCAGGUUUGAGGAGAUGGUGGUGAUGGACAAUGGGAUUAUUGUGGACCGAGGCAAGACGUCAGAAGUGAUGAAGCGAUGCGAGCUGUUCUCACAGUGACGUUAACCGGGUUUUCGGGUGGCAGGGGGUUUUCGUAGUCAUUGUUCAUUAAUUAUUACAUACCUAGCCUUGACAGCAAUUCAGCUUCGGCGCUGUGGUGUCUAGCAACCUUUGGAUGCCCGCAUGUAAAGGUACGAUUGCACUCUACAUGACCACUCGACAUCUUUUGGGGACAUUUUCAGGGACUG
Messenger RNA from Chaetomium fimeti, 4694 nucleotides. Its product is annotated as putative multidrug resistance protein MDR. Gene Ontology annotation, biological process: transmembrane transport. The transcript has 11 exons. The record is from RefSeq and is a predicted model, not a curated record. NCBI's taxonomy places the organism in Eukaryota, Fungi, Ascomycota, Sordariomycetes, Sordariales, Chaetomiaceae. Gene Ontology annotation, molecular function: ATP binding; ATP hydrolysis activity; ABC-type transporter activity. Bases 172 to 4506 code for a protein of 1444 amino acids. Gene Ontology annotation, cellular component: membrane.